AUGGAAUAUGCUAUCAUUGGUGUCAUUAAGGAACUUGCAACGACAGGGAUAGCUGGUAUUAAGGGCAUUACUUGGGGUGAUGGCACCACUUCUGUGCCACCUACAGGAAUUAUUUGGAAUGAAGGAUUAAGAGUGGAAAGGGUCUCUUCAGGAUCAA
Messenger RNA from Racocetra fulgida, 157 nucleotides. The record is from the annotation of a GenBank genome assembly. Lineage: Eukaryota; Fungi; Glomeromycota; Glomeromycetes; Diversisporales; Gigasporaceae.